Molecule: messenger RNA, 631 nt
Organism: Myzus persicae (green peach aphid)
Lineage: Eukaryota; Metazoa; Arthropoda; Insecta; Hemiptera; Aphididae
Product: late histone H2B.L4-like
Exons: 1
Coding region: 106-486 (126 amino acids)
Cellular component (GO): nucleosome
Molecular function (GO): DNA binding; protein heterodimerization activity; structural constituent of chromatin
Source: RefSeq, a predicted model, not a curated record
AGCGCAUUUGCAAAAUAUUGGCACUUCCGACAAGUAACAAAGUGUUCAACAUUAAACAAUUGUCAAAUAUAACUUUGUGAGUUCUCAAUCAACCAAUCAGACAAAAUGGCACCUGGAGUCGGCAAGGCGAUGAAGAAGUCACCGGGGAAAGCGCAAAAGAACAUCGUUGCCAAGCCUAAGGGCGACAGGAAGCGCAAGACCGCGAGGAAGCAAACGUACGGCAUCUACAUCUAUAAAGUGCUCAAACAAGUGCACCCCGACACCGGCGUCUCGUCAAAGGCCAUGAGCAUCAUGAACAGCUUCGUCAACGACCUUUUCGAGCGCAUCGCCGGCGAGGCCGGUCGCCUGGUCCAAUACAACAAUGGUAGGACGUUAACUAGUAGAGAGAUCCAGACGGCCGUCCGCCUUUUGUUGCCCGGCGAAUUGGCCAAACAUGCCGUAAGCGAAGGCACCAAGGCCGUUACCAAGUAUACCAGCUCAAAAUAAUGAAAUUUCUACGUAACCUAACAAGCUUCUAAUAACGCAUAUUUUUUUAAUGUAAUAUAAUUAUAAUUUAUAAUAUAGUAACUAUUUAUAAUAACUUAAUCACUAAAAUAUUAAUAUUAAAACGGUUCUUCUCAGAGCCACAACA